AUGAAGAGCAAAGGAGCCACUAGAACUAAUUCAUUCAGACUUGUGUGGUCCUAUGCAAACACCAAAAACAAGUCUGAGACAUUCCAUGUGUUCAAAAAGUUCAAAGCAAUGGUGGAGCUUCAAUGUGGAUACCAUGUAAAGAAGCUAAGAACAGAUAGGGGAGGAGAGUAUAUGUCAACAGAUUUGGUAAAGUUUUGUGAAGAUUGGGAAUCGAAAGGCAGCUCACUAUUGCAUACUCUCCACAACAUAAUGGUGUGGCAGAAAGGAAAAAUAGGACUAAGUCCUACCAAGGCUUUGGAGAAUAUUACACCGUUUGAGAAAUUCAGUGGAAGAAAACCUGGGAUUAAGCAACUGAAAGUGUUUGGUUUUGUGUGUUAUCCUCUUAUUCCAAGACAUUUGAGGCACAAAUUGGAAGCAACAAGUGCCAUAGAAGUUUUUAUUGGAUAUGGUGCAUGUCAGAAGGGAUACAGGAUAUUGAAUUUUGCAACUCAGAAGGUUUUGCUCUCUAGAGAUGUAAUUUUUGAUGAAAAUGGCAAAUGGGACUGGAAGAAACACAAAGUGAAAGAAGUCUGCAUUCCACUACCUGCAGAUGAAAUUUCAGACAUAAGAACAACAAAAGCAGAGACUGCACCUCAAGAGCAAGUCAGAGUUGAUGGUUCUCAAGUUGAAAUUGAAAGCCCUCUAGCUACUGAAGGUGUUGAGCCUGAAAACUUUGAUGAAGCUGCACAAGAUGAGGCAUGGAAAAAGGCAAUGGAAACCAAAAUGAAUAUGAUUGAGAAAAAUUAG
Prunus armeniaca (apricot) is the source of this 786-nucleotide messenger RNA. The record is from the annotation of a GenBank genome assembly. NCBI's taxonomy places the organism in Eukaryota, Viridiplantae, Streptophyta, Magnoliopsida, Rosales, Rosaceae.